AUGGCAAGACUACGCAGGAAAGCGUGCAUAGCUCUGUUUCUCUUCACGAUAUUCGUCUUCGGGACCAUGAUGGGACUGAGGACCUUGAAGCCCAGCGACGGCUUCUCAGAUCUGGCUCCGGGCUUGGAGCUGCUGCCGAUGAUAGCGGGGAAGAUGGACCGGCGCUCCGUGUCCCGUGGCUCCACCGCGUCCCCGGGUCAAGUCCCAGUGGCUGGCAGCGACGCUAAAGCAGUUUGGUCCAACUCUGGCCCCGAGGGGACCAUCUUUUAUGACGUUCAUAUCUUUUACUACACCUGGUACGGCAACCCACAUAUGGACGAGAAAUACAUCCAUUGGGACCAUAUCCUGGUUCCACACUGGGACCCCAAAAUCGCAUCCAGCUACCCGAGAGGAAGACACAUGCCACCCGAGGACAUCGGCUCCAGUUUCUACCCCGACCUUAAUCCGUACAGCUCGAGGGACCCGGACGUGUUGGAGUCCCACAUGGAGCAGAUAGGAGCAUCUGCAGCAGGGGUUCUGGUCCUGUCCUGGUAUCCUCCCGGCAUGGCUGACGACAACGGGGAACCCGCUGAGGAUAUGGUUCCAGCUGUGCUGGAUGCUGCAUAUAGACACAACCUCAAGGUUGCAUUUCACAUCCAACCAUACAGAGGACGAAACGACCAGAGUGUGCAUGACAACAUCAAGUAUAUCAUUGACAGGUACGGUGACCAUGGAGCCUUCUACAAGUUUACUUCCAGCACAGGGAAGAGUCUUCCUCUAUUUUACAUCUACGACACUUACCUGACUCCUCCAGAGUCCUGGUCUGAAUUCUUGACUCCCACCGGCUCCCACAGUGUGCGCGGCUCAGCCUACGACUCCAUCUUCAUCGCACUGAUCGUGGAGGAGCGCCACAAGCACGACAUCCUCGCAGGCGGCUUUGAUGGCAUGUACAGUUACUUUGCCUCCAACGGUUUCUCCUUUGGCUCUUCUCACCAGAACUGGAAGGCCAUUAAAGCUUUUUGUGACGGCAACAAUCUCCUCUUCAUCCCAAGCGUUGGACCUGGUUAUAUCGACACCAGCAUCCGGCCGUGGAACAACCACAACAUGCGCAACAGGGUGAACGGUCGCUACUAUGAGACGGCCCUGCAGGCGGCGCUGAACGUGAGGCCAGAGGUCGUCACCAUCACAUCGUUUAACGAAUGGCACGAGGGGACACAGAUAGAGAGGGCAGUGCCCAAAAAAACAGUGACCCGUGUGUAUUUGGACUAUCAACCACAUGGACCCGAUCACUACCUGGAGUUGACCCGCCGCUGGGCGGAGCAGUUCAACAAGGAGAAGGAGCAGUGGCUCAUGUGAACUUUCCUCAGACUGACUUGAAACAGCAUGCUGCGGUGGAAGUGUGUG
Messenger RNA from Anoplopoma fimbria (sablefish), 1383 nucleotides. Its product is annotated as glycoprotein endo-alpha-1,2-mannosidase-like protein. The record is from RefSeq and is a predicted model, not a curated record. Gene Ontology annotation, cellular component: Golgi apparatus. The coding region runs from base 1 to 1335 and encodes 444 amino acids. NCBI's taxonomy places the organism in Eukaryota, Metazoa, Chordata, Actinopteri, Perciformes, Anoplopomatidae. The transcript has 4 exons. Gene Ontology annotation, molecular function: alpha-mannosidase activity.